AUGCCGAGACCGACCACCAAAGCCAAGCGGAUGGAGCCUGGCAAACGGUGCUCACUGCGGCAGAAGAAGGCUCUUGCUAAAGAAAAGAAGGCCAAGUCCAUGGAUUUUUCGAGGACUUCGUACCACCAAAAAUUAUCCACUGCUGAAGCAACCGGAAAAUCUAUAUACAGGCCGGCCCACAGGUGGCUACCCCCCUUGUCCAAAGACGACUUCAAGAUAGUGGUGCGACCACACCAAAGGCUACCGGUCAAGACCCUGACUAGUCCACUACUGGCAGACGCCGUGAUAGAAGCUUGCAGCGUACAAAUAUCUGCAUACCAAAGCCAGGAAAACGCAGUGCUCGAUGCACCAAUCACCAAGGCAGCAGUAUUCGCGGCCGCGCAAGCAGCAGAGUGCAAUACUGCCCCCGGACCUGACCAGCUAACAAACGCGAUGAUUCGGAAUCUGAGCGAUGAGCACCUGGAACAACUUACUCGCAACACGUUCACUGAACACCCGGGUUGCACCUCUCUGGUGAGGCACCGGAUUGACACAGGCGAUGCAAAACCGUGGAAAUGCAAUCCUCACCCUAUAAGUGCGGCAAAAAGAAAACCAAUUGACCAGGCACUGGAUGAGUUGAUUGAGACCGGAGUGGUCCAACACUCAAACACGGACGCGAGCGACCUGUGUCUCGGCGCGGUACUCCUUCAACAGCACGACGGCGUCCUCCGGCCAGUCGCCUUUGCGAGCCGGUCACUUAACGCCGCCGAGCGUAACUAUAGCGUCACAGAAAGGGAAUGUCUCGCUAUAGUUUAUGCACUCCGGAAGUUCGACUGCUAUGUCGACGGCGUGCCAUUCGUGGUGAAAAUGGACAUGGCACUCACCUGGCUUAAGCGCUUGCGCGAGCCCUCGGGCCGCCUCGCGCGCUGGGCGUUGACCUUGCAGCGGUACAACUUUGUUGUGCGCUACCGGAAUGGGAGUUCGAACGUCGUCGCUGACACUUUGUCGUGUGCCCCCGUUUUGGCGUCCGCCACUCCCGAGAGCAAUCGCAUCAAGUAG
Messenger RNA from Rhipicephalus microplus (southern cattle tick), 1038 nucleotides. RefSeq lists its product as uncharacterized. Lineage: Eukaryota; Metazoa; Arthropoda; Arachnida; Ixodida; Ixodidae. The record is from RefSeq and is a predicted model, not a curated record.